AUGGACAUGGCUUUGCCUACGACACGGCUCACGUGCCUCGCAGACUCCUACCCAGUGGUAGCGGCAGUCUCUGCUGCAAUCAGUGUGGCCAUCGUAUACUUCAUUGUCCUCCUUCCGCUAUACAACAUACUACUACACCCUCUCCGGAAGUAUCCUGGUCCAAAGCUAUGGGCGGCUUCCCAAAUCCCGUGGCUUCGCUCUUACACGGGCGGGCUUUACCACGUCAAGCUCCGCGAUAUGCACGAAAAGUACGGCCCCGUUAUUCGAGUUGGUCCCAAUGAGCUGUCCUUCACCUCACCAGAGGCGUGGCAAGCGAUUAUGGGCCACCGUAAGUCUGGGGAAGUGGAAAACGGCAAGGCACCUUUCUAUGCUGUCCCACCACUCAUCACCGGCCUCAACCGAACUGACCACUCACGCGUACGGCGGCUCAUGUCCCACGGAUUUUCGUCAGCAGCGCUUCGAGACCAGGAACCGAUGAUCAGGGGCUAUAUCGACUUGCUGAUCCAGCGUCUCCAUGAGAACAGCCAACAAGGCCGUAAGGCGGUUGACAUUUGUGCAUGGUUCAACUACACGACUUUUGAUAUCAUUGGAGACUUGACCUUUGGAGAGCCGUUCGGCUGUCUGCAACAAUCAGCUAUGCACCCAUGGGUCGAAUUGGUGUUUGCAAAUGUCAAAACUUCGGCCAUGCGGUCUGCACUUGCACGGUUCCCAGUCGCGAACCAUCUCCUUCCAUUUUUCGUGACUCCUCAACUUGUCAGGAAGGCAGCUGAGCACAAGGAACUUACACGAGAGAAGGUGUCUAAGCGCUUGACACUGACAGAUGCCAGACCUGACCUGGUGCAUGGCAUGACCGUUGGAAAAGGUGGCCUGACCGUCUCUCGUGAGGAGUUGAAUGAGAACUCCGAAGGACUUAUCAUUGCAGGCUCGGAAACCACAGCCACCGCCCUUUCAGGGGCCAUCUACAUGCUGACGACACACCCUGCGAUCCUCAAGACGUUGGCCGAAGAGAUUCGAUCUGCAUUUACCUCCGAGUCAGAGAUGAAUUCUAUCAACACGGCGCAUCUUCCAUAUCUCCAAGCCGUUCUCGAGGAAACCCUCCGUUUCUUUCCUCCGGCACCUAAUGCUUUGCCUAGAAUCACCCCACCGGAAGGCAAUCUUGUUCUGGGAAAGAGAAUUCCAGGAAAUACAGUGCUGUCCGUUCCGCAUUGGGCCAUGUAUCACAGCAGCAGCAACUUUAGCCGACCUGACGAGUUCAUCCCCAACCGGUGGCUUGAUGACCCACAGUUCGCCAGUGACCGAAAGGAGUGUAUGAAUGUGUUCUCCUUUGGUCCGCGCAACUGUAUUGGAAAGAACUUGGCGUAUGUUGAGAUGCGCAUGUUCCUGGCUCGUGUGAUCUGGAACUUCGAUAUCGAACUUGCGGCAGAGAGCAUGGACUGGUUGCAGAAGGGUCGCUCGUUCAGUGUGUGGGCUAAGCAUCCUCUUAUGGUCCACUUGACCCCUCGGCCGGUGGCUGUAUAG
Molecule: messenger RNA, 1518 nt
Organism: Colletotrichum gloeosporioides
Lineage: Eukaryota; Fungi; Ascomycota; Sordariomycetes; Glomerellales; Glomerellaceae
Product: Isotrichodermin C-15 hydroxylase
Exons: 5
Coding region: 1-1518 (505 amino acids)
Molecular function (GO): iron ion binding; heme binding; monooxygenase activity
Source: RefSeq, a predicted model, not a curated record